Thalassophryne amazonica is the source of this 2095-nucleotide messenger RNA. RefSeq names its product ring finger protein 5 (gene rnf5). Gene Ontology annotation, molecular function: metal ion binding; ubiquitin protein ligase activity; ubiquitin-like protein conjugating enzyme binding. Lineage: Eukaryota; Metazoa; Chordata; Actinopteri; Batrachoidiformes; Batrachoididae. Gene Ontology annotation, cellular component: endoplasmic reticulum. Gene Ontology annotation, biological process: ubiquitin-dependent protein catabolic process. The transcript has 6 exons. The coding region runs from base 100 to 729 and encodes 209 amino acids. The record is from RefSeq and is a predicted model, not a curated record.
GAACUGGUUGGCCUCGGUCGGUCGGUUGGGGGUGUGUCUGUGUGUGGCUCGUAUCUCGGGCCUGUGGGUUGUGCUAUCUGCUCAUAUAGUAAGUAUAGUAUGGCGGCCGCGGAUCCCCGGUCCUCAAGUGACGGCGGGCCGGCCAGCCGGGGCGGAUUCCUGGCCGGGGAGAGCAGGGACGGUCGCGACGGCGCGGGCGGCAGCAGCAGCCGCGGUGACGGCGAACGGGACCGAGCCACGUUCGAGUGCAACAUUUGUCUGGACACAGCUAGAGACGCCGUCAUCAGUAUGUGCGGCCACUUGUUCUGCUGGCCCUGUCUUCAUCAAUGGUUGGAGACACGGCCCAGCCGGCAGCAGUGUCCUGUGUGUAAGGCGGGAAUCAGCAGAGACAAAGUCAUCCCGCUGUACGGCCGAGGCAGCGCCAGCCAAGAGGACCCCAGGUUGAAAACUCCUCCUCGGCCUCAGGGACAGAGACCAGAGCCCGAGAGCAGAGGCGGGAUGUUCCAGGUUUUUGGUGACACCGGCUUCCACAUGUCUUUUGGUAUUAGUACUUUCCCCUUCGGCUUCUUCACCACAGUCUUUAACGCCAACGACCCCUUUCACAGUGCAGAUCACUACGCCACCGACCACCAAGCCAACGGCAACAUGAACAACGGCAAUAACAACUGGCAAGAUUCACUCUUCCUGUUCGUGGCCAUCAUUUUCUUCUUCUGGCUGCUGAGCGUGUGACACAGAGGAACGACCGGGGGGGGGCGGGUGGGAGGAGGGUGUUGGGAGAGAGGAGCGCGCAAACUCACACACUUAAGUCACAGACACUCACGUCACGUUUCCAUGCAGGUCCUGACAUCGGAGAGCCAAGUCUAACCGUAAACAUGACAAAGUCUGGAAUGAUUUUUUUCUCCCUCUCCUCAGAAACCAGGAUUCAGGUUCAGAUACAUGGCCCAGUCCAACUACCAGAAAAAUAAAUAAAAGUGUUGCGCCAAUUUGAAAUACUUGCAUUGCCCCACCCUCUGUCCUCCUGUAAAUACAAGCAGACAGAUGUCCUGGUUGGUGUGCAGGUUUUAGCAGUUCUGACUCUGGAGUGGGAGAGUCAGACUGGGAGUCAGUAUUAUGUGAUCAGGGACGUGCGCACAGUUCAUCUUAAACUGAGGAAACAUGUUGUGUAGGAUUUAGACGGGGACGCGAGAACGUCCUGGUGACUGUUGUAGCAUUAAUUUUCCAAAAAGGCCAAAGAGAAGAAAAUGAGGGUAAAAUAAUAAUAAAUGUAGUCCAUGCUUAGUUUAAUCAACAACAACAAAAAAACCUAUCCCUUGAAAAGAGGACAAAAUGAGAAAUCGAUUUUUUUUUUUUUGUCUUAAACUGCCAUUGCACUGUGAAUCUUUUUCUAGGUGGAGCCAUCCUAGGGAAGGUGUUGGUGUUGAACCACCGAGUUGUUGCUAAUGAACAGGAGCAUUGGUGAGCACGCCUGUAAAAGAAGAGUUUAAGGUUUUAAUGCGGCUGUUUGAGUUACAUGCGAACAGAUAUUACGGUCAAAUGAAAAUGUGCUACACGUUACAACAGUGUAACAGGCAGCAGGAAACAAUCGGCACAUCAAGUGAGCGUGAUAAGUAUGAAACACGUGUCAUUUGUUUUCCUGCACUGUGUCUGUGUGUAUACAGUAUAUUUGUACAUAUGAAUAUUCUAAAUGCUGUUUUCUGGUGUGUGUGUGUAGUUCUGAUUGGAUGACCAGCCACAGAGGACAUAAAAUGUCAGUAAUAAUUCUCAUUUUUCUGGAGUGCCGAAAUUCUUCCUUUCAUCAAGAAAACAUUUAGAGUCUGAGUCUGACAUCCUGCCAUCACGUCUACUAAGAUAACAAAAUGUUCCGUUCGUGUGAUUUCAUAAGCAGGGAGGUGAAGAUUCAGCUCGUUUGGAGAUUGCUCAGUGUGAGCUGUCAGAGGUAACAAAGUCCUCUGUAGGAACGCUUGUUUUUUCAUUCUGUCUGUUUAGCUGUACUCAUUUCAAGGCUUAUGAUGGGACUCACUGCUGUACAUUCUGACAGACAAAACCUGCAGACGUGCAAAAUAAAAUGAAUACAUUAAAUUCAGUUUAAAAUCUU